UCUACGUCAAAAUCAUAACAAAAACACGUGAACUAACCGAUACACAGUACAUGACAUACAUGCCCUUUGGGAGCAGAGAAACACGGCUACCCGUGCCCACCUUUGCUCAACAUGUCGAAUGGUAGGCUUAAAAGCGAUCGAAAAUCCCACCGAGUGACGAGAAAAGUGGAAAAAGAGUUGGGCCUGAGUAUCCUCAAUCCCGGCAAUUCGGAAACGGAAGAGGGUCCCAGUCCGCAUUUGUUACUCUGCAACUUAGGAUUGACCACCCAUGGUUCGGAGGAAUCCAUCUUGAGCCUUUGUUUGCCCUUUGGUGCUGUGUCCAAUGUGGUUUUACUACCUCAAAGGUCGUUCUCCUUUGUCAGUUUCGAGCACCAAAGCCAGGCCUGGCAGGCAUUUAAAGCCAUCCAUGGCCAAGGCGACCAUCCCAUCUACUUGGCCUUUGUUGAUAAGGUCCCGGAUCUGAGCCAUAAUCCAUGGACCCAUCGACCUUGGCCUCGAGGUCUCCAAAUCUUGGAAGAUGUGAUAACCGAAGAAGAAGAGCAAAAUCUGCUCGAUUCUUUCACUUGGAACGAUUCGGCUGAUUUGAAGAAUCGGCAAGUUCAACACUUUGGCUAUGAAUUUGAGUACGGCACCAAUAGUAUCAAUGGCCAACGACCUAUUGAUCCACCCCUGCCCCAAUCGUGGUUGGAUUUACUUCAAAGAGUCAAUGUUGGACAGUCACUGCCCGACCAGUGUACCGUUAAUCGUUAUCAACCCGGUCAAGGAAUUCCGGCCCAUAUCGAUACGCAUAGUUGUUGUGAUGGAACCAUUUGCUCCUUGUCCUUGGGAUCGGAUACCGUCAUGAACUUCACUCAUCCAGAUGGGAUCAUGGUGCCCGUGAUCUUAAGCAGAAGGUCGUUCAUGGUCAUGUCGGAUGAGUCGAGAUAUGUCUGGAGCCAUGGGAUAGUGCCAAGGUCCAAUGACGUGAUCCCCAGUCAGACCAAUGGACUGACACUCAAAGCCCGCCAGAUUCGAGUCUCUCUGACGUUUCGAAAAGUGUUGGCGGGUGAAUGUCAAUGUCGGUUCCCGGCUCAAUGUGAUUCUCAGCGUGAUCAACUCAUAGCAAUGGACGACAAACUGGCCAAAAGUUUGGAAGAUACCCACGUGCAUUCCGUUUAUGAGAACAUUGCCUCACACUUCAGCGAGACGAGGCACAAACCUUGGCCCAAGGUCAUAGAGUUCUUGGGGUCCCUCCAUCCCGGAUCGAUUUUGGUAGACAACGGGUGCGGCAAUGGCAAAUACUUGGGUCUGAGAAACGAUUGCUUCAAGGUUGGAAGUGACUACAGUCAAGGUUUGACUGACAUUUGUCGGGAGCGUGGGUUCGAGUCCUUGCGAAGCGAUUGCCUGUUUCUACCGUUCAGAUCCGGGUCCGCCGAUGGUAUCAUUUGCAUCGCCGUCAUCCACCAUUUAUCCACUUGGGAACGGCGGCUCAAAGCCGUGCAAGAGAUGAGCCGCGUUUUACGCAUCGGCGGCUCUUGUUUAAUCUAUGCUUGGGCUCAAGAGCAAGCCAAGGAUCACCAGCCCUCAUCCUAUUUGAAGAAGCAUUCCGUCUGCGACCCCCCUCACGGGGUGGCGAGCACUAACCCCACCAUGGCCGUGUGUGACACCCAUUUACCCCUCGUGCUCCCAGUUCACAAAAACAGGACCAAUUUUCAACACAAAGACCUGCUUGUUCCCUGGAAAGUGAAACAACAACAACAACGACGACAGCAACAGCCACCACAGUUCGAGGGUUCCUCGACGACCUCGUCCGAUGCCAUCGAUGGGGACGAUGGGGGAGGAGAGACAUUCCAUCGAUUUUAUCAUGUGUUCGUUGAAGGAGAACUUGAGAAGCUCGUCUCGCAUGUGGCAGGGGUUUCGGUGGAAAAGUCAUAUUAUGAUCAGGGGAACUGGUGCGUGGUUUUCCGAAGGCUUUCGUGAUUAUGACGCUUUGUCCCUCUCUUGGAGAACGAUACCUUCCACAUGAACACUGGACGGCGAGGCAUGGCGUGUGAAUAUGUAAUUAAUAUGGAGCUAAUUCCACGCUUUCCCGCCUUCCUUCCUGGUACAACAUAAACUAUUAUGCACAUCCUCAA
This is a messenger RNA of Tigriopus californicus, 2114 nucleotides long. Its product is annotated as alkylated DNA repair protein alkB homolog 8-like. Gene Ontology annotation, biological process: tRNA wobble uridine modification. The record is from RefSeq and is a predicted model, not a curated record. The transcript is spliced from 5 exons. NCBI's taxonomy places the organism in Eukaryota, Metazoa, Arthropoda, Copepoda, Harpacticoida, Harpacticidae. Gene Ontology annotation, cellular component: cytoplasm; nucleus. The coding region runs from base 112 to 1959 and encodes 615 amino acids. Gene Ontology annotation, molecular function: tRNA binding; S-adenosylmethionine-dependent methyltransferase activity.